Molecule: messenger RNA, 333 nt
Organism: Trichoderma asperellum CBS 433.97
Lineage: Eukaryota; Fungi; Ascomycota; Sordariomycetes; Hypocreales; Hypocreaceae
Source: RefSeq, a predicted model, not a curated record
AUGCAGUUCAGUGUCCUCUCCCUCAUCUUUGCCAGCGUCGCCGCCGCUCAGAACGUGGCCACUCUCUUCUCCGAGCCCGACUUCAAGGGCUCCACCUACGACAUCAGUGGCACUGACGAUGCUCUUGGUGUCUGCAACCCAGUCACCGGAUUCCCCAAUGUCAAAUCCAUCAAGGUAAAGGAAGGCCACGCCUGUGUUCUAUACAACACCGCCACCUGCGAUGUCCCCUACGCCGCUUACCAGUCCGAUACCGCCAACACCAUUGUCAACGGCGCAUUCUCCGCCUUCUCUUGCGCCGUUUCCAUCCCUGGCGGUCCUUUCGGCGGCAACUAA